AUGGCUAGCAUCGGCACGCUAUACUCUUACCUGCCAAACGCACGAUGUCUCAAGAUAUUUGCCGCCGCCAAAAUAAAUGGCGUCAAUAUUGAUACGGCGGCGGAUUACCAGCAUAUGGUAACUAAUAAGACGCCCGAGUUUGUGUCUAAAUUCCCUAUUGGCAAAGUCCCCGCCUUCGAAGCCUCCGACGGGACAACCAUUGCCGAAUCUGACGCGAUUGCGCAAUAUGUGGCAGAGUCAGGGCCCAAAUCAGCGCAGUUGCUUGGAGCCGAUGCUCGUGAGAGAGCCAGAGUUCGUCAGUGGAUCAGUUUCACCGAUAACGAGGUUUAUGGAAACAUGAUGACUGUGGUUCUCAGUCGGGCAGGAUUCGAGCCUUAUGUCCCCGAAAAGGACGGGGCGGGUGCCAAGGGACUGGCCUUUGGUUUGGGAGUUGUCGAGAAACAUCUUACGGGGCGGGAGUGGCUUUCAACGGACCAGUUGAGUUUGGCUGAUCUAACGCUGGCUGCUGCUCUGUACUGGGCUUUCAUGCACUAUCUUGAUGAGGACAGACGGCGGGAGUAUCCGGUUACGACGGCGUGGUACCUGCGUGUCAUCGGCGCCGAAGGGGUCAAGGAGGUUUUUGGGCCACCGAACCUGGUGAAGGCUGCCAAGGAAUUCUAG
Molecule: messenger RNA, 660 nt
Organism: Trichoderma breve
Lineage: Eukaryota; Fungi; Ascomycota; Sordariomycetes; Hypocreales; Hypocreaceae
Exons: 2
Coding region: 1-660 (219 amino acids)
Biological process (GO): translational elongation
Cellular component (GO): cytoplasm; nucleus
Source: RefSeq, a predicted model, not a curated record